Messenger RNA from Limanda limanda (common dab), 1665 nucleotides. RefSeq names its product solute carrier family 7 member 10b (gene slc7a10b). Gene Ontology annotation, biological process: amino acid transmembrane transport; D-serine transmembrane transport; D-alanine transmembrane transport. Lineage: Eukaryota; Metazoa; Chordata; Actinopteri; Pleuronectiformes; Pleuronectidae. The record is from RefSeq and is a predicted model, not a curated record. Gene Ontology annotation, molecular function: neutral L-amino acid transmembrane transporter activity; L-amino acid transmembrane transporter activity. The transcript has 11 exons. Gene Ontology annotation, cellular component: membrane.
AUGCGCAGCCCCUUUCACAGAGGACAGGAUUGUCCUGGGACCCGGAGGACUCGCUCACUGUGGACUGGACCGAGCGGACCCGGGCAGGAGGACAUGGAUGGACCCAGCAGCGCCUCCGGGCCGCACGGAGCCCAGAAGAGGAAGAAGAAGGAGAAGGAGGAGGAGGAGAUCCCGGAGCGAGUGACUCUGAAGAAGGAGAUCGGGCUCCUCAGCGCCUGCACCAUCAUCAUAGGGAACAUCAUCGGCUCGGGGAUCUUCAUCUCUCCGAAGGGCGUGCUGGAGCACUCGGGCUCGGUGGGCGUGGCCCUGGUGGUGUGGUUACUGGGAGGAGGCAUCGCCGCACUGGGCUCGCUGUGCUACGCAGAACUGGGCGUCACCAUCCCCAAGUCUGGAGGCGACUACUCCUACGUCACGGAGAUAUUCGGUGGUCUGAUGGGGUUCCUCCUGCUGUGGAGCGCCGUCAUCAUCAUGUACCCGGCCACGCUGGCCGUCAUCGCCCUCACCUUCUCCAGCUACGUCCUGCAGCCCGUCUUCCCAGAGUGCGUCCCUCCCUACAUGGCCACGCGGAUGCUCUCGGCCAUCUGUCUCCUGCUGCUGACCUGGGUGAACUGCAACAGUGUGCGGCUGGCCACCAGGAUCCAGGACGUCUUCACCGUGGGGAAGCUCAUGGCUCUGGGCCUCAUCAUCGUGGUCGGCCUGGUCCAGAUCUUCAAAGGGAACUACGAGGCUCUGGCGCCUUCGGUGGCCUUCUCCAUGGAGCGGACGCCGACAGUCGGGCAGAUCGCUCUGGCCUUCCUUCAGGCCUCCUUCGCCUUCAGCGGCUGGAACUUCCUCAACUACGUCACCGAGGAGGUGGUUGAACCCAGACGGAAUCUACCUCGUGCCAUCUACAUUUCCAUUCCAUUGGUGACCUUUGUGUACACGCUCACCAACAUCGCCUACUUCUCCGCCAUGUCGCCCGAGGAGCUGCUGUCGUCCAAUGCCGUGGCUGUAACGUUCGGGGAGAAGCUUCUGGGAAUGUUCUCCGUCAUCAUGCCCAUCUCCGUGGCCCUGUCCACCUUCGGAGGAAUCAACGGUUACCUGUUCACCUCCUCCAGGUUGUGUUUCUCCGGGGCCAGAGAGGGUCACCUGCCGAGCCUGCUGGCCAUGAUCCACUAUAAGUACUGCACGCCCAUCCCCGCCCUGCUGUGCUGCUGCACUGCCACCAUCGUUAUUCUCUGCAUCGGAGAAACACACAACCUCAUCAACUACGUCUCCUUCAUCAACUACCUGUCGUACGGCGUGACCAUCGCAGGCCUGCUGUACUACCGCUGGAAGAAGCCCAACCUCUACCGACCAAUCAAGGUGAACCUGCUGGUUCCCGUGUGUUACCUGAUGUUCUGGGCGCUGCUGCUGGGAUUCAGUCUUUACUCGGAGCCGGUGGUUUGUGGCGUCGGCCUCGUCAUCAUGCUCACCGGCGUGCCCGUCUACUUCCUGGGCGUUCAUUGGAAAGAAAAACCAAAGUGUAUCUACAACUUCAUCGAGAGGGCGACGUACGUGGGCCAGCGGUUGUGCUUCGUGGUCUUUCCUCAGAUCGACCCCAUCGAGGACGCCGACCCCUCGGAACAGACUGACCGCUCGUCAGGCAGGAGGAGUUUGUCUUAAAACUCUUUUCUGAAUAUAUGA